AUGAGCAACCUCUUUGCCAGUGCCGCUUCCGGCUUGGCCUCGGGCUGGCUCGGCAGCGCCGGCAGUGCCGAGAGCCAGGCCAGACCUGGAGCCGUGCAGGACCUGACAGACCCACAGCAGGUCGGCGUCUUUGACGCCCUCAAAGAGCUCUCCCGGCUCAAGGUCACAAGCACCAUCGAGAUCCCCCAGCUCGUCGUGGUGGGCGACCAGAGCACGGGCAAGAGCUCUGUUCUCGAGGCCAUUGGCCGCUUCCACUUCCCCGUGGCUGGCCGAGUCUGCACCCAAUUCCCCACCAAGCUCAUCCUGCGCCGCUCGUCCGAAGAGCACACCGUCGUGUCAAUCCAGCCUGCCCCAUCCAGGACAGAUGCCGACAGGGAGCGCCUUGAGAGGUUCAGAGAGGAGCUGUCGAGACCGGAUGAGUUCCCCGCGGUGGUCGACAGGGUCAGGGCCGAGCUCGGGGUGCCGGCAAGCUCCAAUUACGGAGCCGGCGGCAGCCCAGAGCCGCUCCGAUUCGUUGAAGACGUCCUGGUGGUGAAAUCGUCAGGCCCGGAUCUCGUCCAGGUGGACUUGGUCGACCUGCCCGGCUUGUUUACCGCCGAGACCCAGCAGCAAGACAGCGUGGGCAUGAGGAUUGUCAACGACAUGGUCGGGCAGUACAUCCGGUCCCGGAACAGCCUCGUGCUGCUCGUCGUCAGCGUCGCGACCAGCUUCGCCAACCAGGCGGCCCGCGCCAUGAUCCAGGACAUGGCACAGACGGACCGCACCCUGGAGGACCGCGUCAUUGGCGUCAUGACCAACCCCGACCGUGCCGUCUCGGUCGAAGAUGCUCUCGACGUUCUGAACGGCAGCUUGGACUCGACCAACCUGCGACACAAGUGGCUCGUGGUCAAGAACCAGGGGCAGCAAGAGCGGAGCAACGAGCCGCUUGACCGGAGGGACUGGCAGGAGGAGCACUUCUUUCUCAACCACCCCGAGUGGAACCGCGUUCCGAGAAGCCAAUGCGGCAUCAACGCACUCCGAAGCACGCUGCGGGUUGCUCUUCUGCAGCACACGCAGGCCGCGCUGCCCGGCGUCACGGCCGAAGUCGAGGCCACGGUCAAGACGCUCGAGGCACGGCUCGACGCCGGCGUCUGCCGGUCCACGCACGAUGCGCGCCGAGUCUAUCUCUGCGACAUUGCGCAAAAGUUCUCGGACCUCGCCCGAGAAGCCUGCUUGGGCACGUACCAGGGCGAGCAGUGCAAGGCGCUGCACAACGUCGGCGACGAGUGCCGGGUCUGCGCGCGCUUCUUCCCGCGCUACCGCGACGACUCCCCUGCGAACGAGGACCGGAACCUGCGGGCCAACAUCCGCCUUCUCAGCCGCGCGUUUGCGUCUGCCAUGCGCGACCCCGACACCAUCGCCUCGCACUACACGUUCCCGGCGCCGGAGCGCAUCUCGCACCAAGACCUCAACACGUGGCUCGCGGCGCGGAUCCCGCAGUGGCGCGGCCGCGAGCCGCAGGGCGAGGCGAGCGAGAACACGUACCACCUUCUCUUCGAGUACCAAUCCCAGAAGUGGCCCGCCAUCGCCGCAGCGCACCUCGACGCCGUGUGGCAGGCCGUGCAGCGGUUCGUCGACGUGGCAUUGACCGCAUCCUGCCCGGCCGACGACGACGUGCGCGCCGCGAUCCGCACGCACCUGACGCAGCCGGCGCUCGCAGACCUGCAGCGCGCGUCGCACCGCGCCAUGCUCAACCUGCUCAACUGCCACGCGCGCGGCCGCACGGGGUUCUACGACGGCUUCGUCGACGUCGGGCCGCUGCGGCGGCGCGCGCGCGCGCUAUCGGCGCGGCUGGGCCGCUCAGGCGACGAUAGCAACGCUGGCAGCUCGUUUACAGGCGACAUGCUUGGCUUCGUCGUCAGCGCCGUGGGCGGCAACGCCGCGUGGGCCCAGAGCAGCAUCGGGGUGCUGGCCAGCGAGCUGGCUCGCGGCGCCGUGCUGCGCCAGCUCGGGGGGGCGCUUGCCCAUGUGUCCGAGGGCACGGGUGAGAGUGACGCGGAUGCCGGCGAUGGAGAGGGCGGCCGCGAGGCCUACUUCGUGCUGGUCCCGCGCUCCAUGGACAACUUGGCCGCUGGGCGUGCCGUGGAGCACGUCGAGAUGUUUUACGAGGUGAGUGGGCGAGGGAGCUCCCCUUUCCAGAAUCUGCCCUUGUCUGCUAGGAUAUUUGGCAAAAGCUAG
Molecule: messenger RNA, 2217 nt
Organism: Lasiosphaeria miniovina
Lineage: Eukaryota; Fungi; Ascomycota; Sordariomycetes; Sordariales; Lasiosphaeriaceae
Product: P-loop containing nucleoside triphosphate hydrolase protein
Exons: 2
Coding region: 1-2217 (738 amino acids)
Cellular component (GO): cytoplasm; microtubule; membrane
Molecular function (GO): microtubule binding; GTPase activity; GTP binding
Source: RefSeq, a predicted model, not a curated record